Lates calcarifer (barramundi perch) is the source of this 2990-nucleotide messenger RNA. RefSeq names its product serine protease 35 (gene prss35). Bases 423 to 1697 code for a protein of 424 amino acids. The record is from RefSeq and is a predicted model, not a curated record. Lineage: Eukaryota; Metazoa; Chordata; Actinopteri; Centropomidae. The transcript has 2 exons. Gene Ontology annotation, molecular function: serine-type endopeptidase activity. Gene Ontology annotation, biological process: proteolysis.
GCUAAAUAGACCACUGACUUCACCCAUUUCAGCCUUUAGUUAGAUCUCUCGGUCUGGUCCCACCCAUAUGUGAACAGCUUUUGUCACAAGUGAAAAAAACCCCAGUCCUUUUCAGAUUUUUUUUUCUCCCCUUCCCUCCUCCCCCUCCCUCCUUCCUCCCUCUCUCCUCCUCCUCCUCCUCCUCAGCAUCAAGUGCAGCCUGAGCGGAGCGUCCCGGCUGCGACUUUCUCUCAGCCUCUUUGAAGAAGCAAUGAGGAGAAGAGAGCCGUCGCCCUGCUGAUACCAGGACGUCUGGGAUGCAGUAACACCCGUUUGUUUUCUAGCGGGAUCAUAUUUGUGUAUAUCCGAGGGAAACAAACAAUACACUGCGGAUUUGGCAUAUCCAUCAAUCGGAUGCAAGCAGAGCCAGGCCCAACUUAACAAUGGGCCCCAUACCCCUGUGUGUCCUACUCCCUGUGGUGGUACUGGCUGUGGCGGUGGUUGUAGCUACUGAGGAGAACACAGUCGAUGAUGAGUAUACCUGGCCACAGUGGAAGGUUCCUCUGGUAAGGAAAAGACGCACUGUGCCUCUCAGCAGCCCCGACUUCUCAGCCCAUCCACAACCAGAGCUGAGUGGGACCUGUGGGAUCGAGUGUCAGCGUCGCCUUCCAACACCUUCUUUGGAUGACCUGGAGCAGUUCCUGUCCUAUGAAACAAUCUAUGAGAAUGGUACACGCACAUAUACCUCAGUGUCUGUGCAAGGUCUCAAUGAGGUGACAGCAUGGUCCAGAAAUGCCUCAUCUAGCUCCCGCCACAAACGGGAGGUGUACGGCCCAGACACCCGCUUUACCAUCUCUGAUAAGCAAUACUCUACCAAAUAUCCCUUCUCCACCUCUGUGAAGAUCUCCACAGGAUGUUCUGGGGUUUUGGUGUCACCUAAGCAUGUGCUAACAGCUGCCCACUGCAUCCAUGAUGGGAAGGAUUAUCUAAAUGGAGCGCAGAAGCUACGUGUUGGUAUCCUGAAGGACAAGUCCAGACGAGGGAAAGGAGGCAAAGGGAGAGGAGGACGAGGAAAGGGCAAAAGGAGAAAGGGAGAAAAAGGUCAAGAAGAAGUCCAGGAAAAGGAAGAAAAUGGUGGGAAGGGAGACCGUAAAGGAAAAGGAAAAGGAAGGAAGAGCAGGAAUCGGCGAAGUGUGGAAUCAGAGAAACCUUCAUUUAGGUGGACCAGGGUCAAGCAGACCCAGAUUCCUAAGGGCUGGUUCAAAGGUGUGACCGAUGGACUGGCUGCAGAUUUUGACUACGCUGUUCUGGAACUGAAGAAAGCCCCCAAAGUCAAGCACAUGGAUCUAGGUGUUAUCCCAUCUGUCAAGAAGCUCCCUGCUGGGAGGAUCCACUUCUCUGGCUUCGAUGACGACCGGCCUGGCAACCUGGUCUACCGGUUCUGCUCCGUGUCUGAGGAAUCCAGUGAUCUGCUUUAUCAGUACUGUGAUGCCAAACCUGGCUCCAGUGGCUCUGGGGUCUACAUCCGCCUCAAAGAACCUGGCAAGAAGAAGUGGAAGAGGAAGAUCAUUGGAGUUUUCUCUGGUCACCAGUGGGUGGAUGUAAAUGGGGAUGGGAUGCAACAGGAUUACAACGUGGCUGUGAGGAUAACACCCCUCAAAUAUGCUCAGAUCUGUUACUGGGUCCACGGGGACUCGAGUGAGUGCCAGCAAGCCUAAAACAACACAGGAUCCCCCCUUAAACACCACCCCAUUUCUAUCCCUCAGGCCACCUCUAUACAACGGACACCUUACCUGUUCUAACCCUCCAACUUCCUAUCAUGAACCAGGGGCCCAACGACUGCCUCUCCUCUUCCUGCCUUCCUGUUACCUCCUGUGCCUCCCAGUGACUCCUCCUCCACUGAUCUACACACACACACACACAGACACACACACACACACACACACACACACACACACACAGCCAUGCAGACUCAGUGUUGACAACAACAGGAACUUGUCAAUGCAUCAAGAGAACUGUGGCUCUUCAGCUUUUCUAAUUUAUUUGCUAAAAAAAACUGAGAAAAAAAUAUGUAUUGUAUGUAUUCACAGAUCAUUCAGAUCUGCAGUUUUGCUUUCUAUUUUGACUCUUUAAAAAAAGAUUUGACCUUUUUGGAUACAAUGUUGGAAAGCGUGUAUAUUCAAAUGUUUGUGAGCAAAGCACUGGUACAUUUGUCAUAUAUUCCAACCAGGCUUUGUAUGGAGAGACUUGUAUUUUCAAGUGCUCUCCACCACUGUAAAGAAGAUUGUGUUACAUUGGCUUUGACAAAAGACCCAGGAAAAAUAAAAAAUGUUAACUUUUGUUUUAAAAAUGAACUAUAUAGAGAUAUUGAGAUUACUGUUUUUUUAAAAACAUUUUAAUGUAAUGUGCUGGUGUUUUGAAUUGUGUAUAUCUAGAAGUUUGUUUUUUUACAACUACCUUUUUAAAUAAUUAUUUUUCUGUUGAAAUAGAGAAAGGGUCCUUAUGGAUCCUGAUAGAAGAUUUGUCUGAUUUGUGAGUCUCACGAUCUUUUCUCUGUUCUUGCAACGCAGUGAAAUGUGGUUUCAUUGUUGUGCACAUAAUUAUAUCGGUGCUCAUCCAGAAGACGUGGUGCUAAUUUAUGGAACUGUAAACUUUUUUGAGGGUGGGAUGGUAGGGGGCUUCUCAGAAUAUAUUUUGAUAGCCUAGUACUGUAACUAUGUAUUUAAUGUGAGGCUACAUAUUUGGGUUGCAUUCAGAUGGGACUGAACCAUUUAACAAUUUACUUGAGCUGUUUAGAUAGACUUCUGUAAUUCUAAGGGUUAAAUAAGAUUACAAAAGCAAUAUUAUUAUAUAAUAACAAAUUUAAAUCUGGAAUGUGAUAUUUUUGACUUUGUGUAGCUUAUGUUCCAAAAAUUCAUAUGAGUAUCCUUUCGAAUACCAAAUACCUGAAAUUAAUCUGAAAUUAAUUAUGCAGAUUGAAGACUACCAACCAUUAAAACAAGAUUACUAUU